Mizuhopecten yessoensis (Yesso scallop) is the source of this 3744-nucleotide messenger RNA. RefSeq names its product CXXC-type zinc finger protein 1-like. The transcript has 16 exons. The coding region runs from base 392 to 2080 and encodes 562 amino acids. The record is from RefSeq and is a predicted model, not a curated record. Gene Ontology annotation, cellular component: Set1C/COMPASS complex. NCBI's taxonomy places the organism in Eukaryota, Metazoa, Mollusca, Bivalvia, Pectinida, Pectinidae. Gene Ontology annotation, biological process: positive regulation of DNA-templated transcription. Gene Ontology annotation, molecular function: DNA binding; zinc ion binding.
UUACCCUGACCUACAGCUGAACAGAGGCUAUGUGUACAUUGUUUCUGACACUCAGAAACAAAGGUGGGACAUUAUAAGACACCUAAUUAAUUCUGUUUGUCCUGUACACAUCAGAUAAACUGCUAGUGAUAGCUGUUAUCAAAGAGGUAAACAACAAGUGGACGUUAAGUUAUUUGUGGAAUUGGAUACUUGGAGUCUCAAUACAUAUGUGUGUGUAAGAGAAGUGUGAUUCACUUACACAGGAAGUUGGGUCAUGUUGGCUUAUAAAUUACGCAAUCAACAUGUGUCUGUGAAACAGAGUGAAAGUAGAAGUCGGCUGUGAUCGGACGGAAUAGCCAACAAGUUCCAGUUACCGGAGCGGCAAGCAAAGGUGAACCAGCUGAUCAGGAGGAUGGACCACACAGAGGGUCCCCGGGAACAUGUCGCUGAGGCCCAAUACUGUAUCUGUCGCUCUUCUGACUGUAGUCGCUUUAUGAUAGGGUGUGACAACUGUGAGGAGUGGUACCAUGGUGACUGUAUAGGAGUCACACAGCUAGAUGCCAGGUCAAUCAAACAGUUCUUCUGUGAGAUGUGUCGAGAGCAAAAUCCCAGCCUUGAUAUCAAGUAUAAAUCCAAGAAGAAAAAAGAAAAUAAAGAGAAGUUCACCUCUCACCCAGCCGCAGAAAGAGAAGGUCUAAGACAGGAAUGGAAAUACAGUGAAAAGGAAAAAUCCAGAAAAAAGUCUUCAAGGCGAUGUGGGGAAUGUAAAGCCUGUCAUCGAACCGAGGACUGUGGACGGUGUGACUUCUGUAAGGAUAUGAGAAAAUUUGGUGGUCCGAACAAAAUACGUCAAAAAUGCAGGUUGCGGCAGUGCCUAAAUUUUUGCCGUUUUCGUAAGAAUCAAGGGGGUUUGAAUAUGUCGGUGAAGAAGCCUGAGAAAUCACAACGCACUGUUACGUCAGAAACAGAAUCUAUGAGAACCAGCUUUUCUGGACAUUUUUCAGAAGAUGAAGAUGAGUUCAUGGAUUUUGAUGAAGAUGGAGGUACCUCGGAAAAUGUAGAAAAACCUUCAAAGAAUAAGCCAGGGAGGAAGAAGAGUGAGUCGGGAUCACCACGAAAGAAAAAGUUAAAAGAAAGCAGCAAACAUUCACCCUCCAAGAAAAAACAGAAAUUGAAAGACAAGACAGGUUCAGAGAGGAAAAAGAAGCGUGGAGGAGAGGUAGAUGAUGUACGGGAAGUGGAGGAUGAGGAGCCACGCCAGUGUUUCGGGCCAGGAUGUAUAGAGCCUGCCCGGCCCAACUCCAAGUACUGCUCCGAGGAGUGUGGCAUGAAACUGGCCAAAAAUCGUAUCUAUGAACUCCUGCCCCCUAAGAUCCAGCAAUGGCAGAGCACACCUUGUGUGACAGAGGAAAACAACAAGAAAGCACUGGAAAAAAUUCGCAGACAGCAACUAGAGGCACGGCAUAAACUAGGGGAGCUUGAUUUCCGACAUCAGGAGCUGGACGCACUUUUAGAGCGAGUCAAACAUUCUAUCAUAGUUCCGGACCAGGAGGAGAAGGAAGCAGAAGAUGAUAUGGAAUACAGCAUGUACUGUGUCACUUGUGGAGCCGAACUCAACCAGAAAGGGGCACUCCGACACAUGGAAAAGUGCUUUGCAAAGUAUGAGGCACAGACAUCAUUUGGGUCCAUUUAUAAAACCCGGAUAGAGGGCAACUCCAUGUUUUGUGACUACUACAACGCCCAACAGAAAGUUUACUGUAAACGGUUAAAAGUCCUCUGUCCAGAACACACUAAGGAACCAAAGGUGGGACCAGAUGAGGUGUGUGGCUGCCCGUUAGUCACUAACGUGUUUGAGGAGACCGGUGAAUACUGCAGAGCAGCCAAACGUAAAUGUAACAAACACUUUGUGUGGGAGAAACUACGGCGGGCAGAGAUAGACAUGGAGAGGGUUAGGCAGUGGAUGGAGUUGGACGACUUAUUUGAACAAGAGCGCAACAUCCGAGUGUCAAUGGCCAACCGUGUUGGUGUGCUGGGCCUGAUGUUACACCAGACAAUGGACCACGACCCACUGAACCCAAUCAAGGCCCCUGAAAUUAACUGAUUCCACUCCAAUACAGCUUACCAUCUUGAAGAAAAUGUUAAGAAAAGUUUACUUUUGUUUGUUUAGACUUUUGUGUUUAGCUCAGUAUUCAUCAAAGUGAGAGCAGAGGCAUUUGUAUGUUUAAUAAACAAUUUCUGAUGUAUGUGUAUUGGGCUGCAUGGGGAGGUUUUGCCAUGUCACUAGUACGAGUGUGUAGUAUGUAAACUUUUAAAUAAGAUUUAUUACUAUAAAUCAUAUGGGUUUGUGGAAAUUAUGCUCUCUAUUUUUCAUACAACAGAUAUUUGAAUUUGUAACUGACUUACAAAUUCAUUCAAAUUACAUAUCUCGUGAAAAAUAACAAAAUGUUGCACAUUGUAAAACUUCUCAGGGUUAGAGAGUUAACAUUCUUUUUAUGCUGGUUUAUUUGUGUCGGUUCAUUAGCAAUAAUCCUGUGAAAAUCGUCCUAUCGUAAUUCACCAACAAGUAUUAAAUUUCUAUCAUGACUCGCACCAAGAAACACCUUUGCUCAGAUCAGGUGACCAAAGCAUUGUAAAAUUAAUGAGCUGUUGACUCAAAUUUUCUAACCAUGUUUUUUGUUCCAACAACUUUGCAGAGAUAUAGAUCUUACUGGAAUGUCAGAUUCGUGUGACAAGCACAAAGAUUGUGUACAUUUCACAAAUCUCACUUUGUCUUCACUAUCAUUACUAUAGUGCUAUUGAACUUUCACUCUGUGCAAUUGCAUUCCCUGUUAAGAUACUGCUUUAUCCUGUACUUAGAUACAGUAAACUCUCAUUAUACUGCCAACAUUUGGCGAUAAACUGAAGAAACUGUAUGAAGUAUUCUUGAGAAAAUAAGAAAAAAAACAUAAUUGAAAAGUAAAGUGUUGGCCGUAAAUGUAAUGAGGGGCAUUAUAUGGAGGUUUUACUGUAGUUUCACCUUGUAAUCGGCAGUAUCUGUUGAUGGUUGUUACCACUUUCCUUCCUUCGUUUGACUGUAGACUUAAUAAACUGUGAUGCAAGUCGGUAUUCACCAUCAUGUGUAUUUACCAGGUACAUUAUGUAAGUUUGUAAAGCUUUUCUAUUUAUUUUUUAUUAAUGUGAAAUGUUACAUAAAAAAUUAUAACUGUGUUUUAUUAAAAUGUUGAAUUCACAAUUUACAAGUUAAUGUACAUGUAAAUUAAUGUUCAUAAUUUUACGUCCAGAUCCUGAUUUUUUUGUGAUCAUUUUGAAGAAGCAUCUUGAUGUAAUAUUAGCGUUAGUUCUGUAAGAUAAUACAAAAGUUAAGAGAAUUUUAAUGAGCUCAUACAUAGUGCUUACAAGUCUUAAGCUUGUAUUUCUACCAAGAGUCAGUAUCGAUGUUUGUACAGGCACAGGACAGUGUUCAGAUUAUUAUAUUGAACGUUUCAAUUAUUUUUCAAGUCUAAAGAGAAAGGUUCUUGCACAUAUUCAACACUUGCGAGUUGUUCUGAUGCACUUGUGUCAAUUGAGAAGUGUAACUCUUGAAUUAGGAUAUGGACGUUUCUGUCAAAAGGUAGCUAAUAGUGUCAGAUACAGUUAAAUCUCAUUACUUGUUUUUGAAAUUUCUAUUAAAGAUUUUGUAUGACUUUGGUCAUGUAUAACUUUGUACAGGAUUAAAAAUUGUAAUGAUGAUUAAUCCUUCAAAUAAACAUGAUUUAAAACAUAAAA